This is a messenger RNA of Dovyalis caffra, 297 nucleotides long. NCBI's taxonomy places the organism in Eukaryota, Viridiplantae, Streptophyta, Magnoliopsida, Malpighiales, Salicaceae. The record is from the annotation of a GenBank genome assembly.
AUGGGCCUGCAAAAGCAUGAAAGAAGACUGGCUAUGGCAGGGCAUUUUAGUGUUUUGGUUCUUUUGCCUACCAGGGAAUUAGCCAAUCAGGAUCACAUAGAGAAGGGCGAUAUUGACUUAAGAUUGUUGAGGUUUCGGGUCGUUGAUGAGGCUGACGAAAUGCCGAGGAUGGGUUUUGUUAAACAUGUUGAACUUAUUCUUGGCAUGGAACUACAUGUAGAAGACUUGGAACAUGUUAUUUUGAUCACGAGGCAAUGCUUGGAGUCAUGUUUGAAGCUCAACUAUUUGAUUCAGUAA